Phytophthora sojae is the source of this 2070-nucleotide messenger RNA. RefSeq lists its product as hypothetical. Lineage: Eukaryota; Oomycota; Peronosporomycetes; Peronosporales; Peronosporaceae. Gene Ontology annotation, cellular component: cytosol. Bases 1 to 2070 code for a protein of 689 amino acids. The transcript has a single exon. The record is from RefSeq and is a predicted model, not a curated record.
AUGAUGAAAGUGUGCACGUCCACGUAUCCUAUCUGCCCGAUGUGCAAGAGUAUAUGCAGUCAUGACGCGGUGACGGGGGAAAUCUUAGGCCCCGGCGAGACCCAACUGCAGAUAAUGCAGCAAGCCAAAGAAGCAAAGGAAGAGGUGCGACGCCAAAAAGAAGAAGCCUACCAGCAUCGAAUGCAGUACUGGGCAGCGCUGGCGGGGCAGCAAGAAAACUCGCGGGGUCAAUCUCCGAAGAAAAAGCGGUCUCUUGGGUUUGGGAAAGCAAGCACGUCGACGUCGACAUCGAGUUUGACUGCUACUACAACAGCUGCCGCCGCAGACGACCCGGACAUUGCGGCCCUCGCUCAUAUUCAAGAUCUGGACCCGUCGGUGUUAGAAGUUGAAUGGCUUUCUUCGUGGCACCGCAAAGCAAAGCAAGACCAUGUUUUCGCCAAGUCUCUGCUUCGCUUUGGAAGUCUUUACGUUGGCGACUUCCAAGCACGCGACAAGAGCUUUGAUGGUCUAGGCGAGUUGAUUUACGCUAAUGGUGGACGCUACGUCGGCCAGUGGAGAAAUAACCAACGACACGGAAAGGGAAUUUAUCAAGGCGCCGAUGGUUACGAGUACGUUGGAGACUGGUCCGACGGAAGAAAGCAUGGCGUCGGAAUCCAGACUUUGUCGAGUGGCGAGCGAUAUGUCGGACACUUUCAAGAUGGAAAGAUACACGGCACAGGAGUUCUCCUCGCAGCGAAUGGAGAUCGGUACGAAGGACAAUUUCAAGAUAACCGCCCGAAUGGAUUCGGCAAAUUCAAAAAAGUUACUGGAGAUCGGUACGUUGGCAACACUGUUGACGGUCUGGCAAGUGGCGUGGGGACGGUCUCCACAGCUGACGGUGAAGUUUAUAAAGGUCACUGGGAUAAAGAUUUUCGGCAUGGCAGUGGUGUUUGUUUCUAUCCGAAUGGUGCCGUCUACUCUGGUGGAUGGUGGCGUGGGAGAUGGAACGGAAGUGGAAUCUAUGUGUCCAGUGAAGGCAUUAAAUACAUUGGCGAGUUCUCCAAAGGCAAGCAACAUGGUAAAGGCAAACUAUUGUUUGAUAACGGCGACGUAUUCGAUGGCCAUUUCAUCCAGGGUGUGGCCGAAGGGAAAGGCACCUAUCGGUUUUAUGAUAGUGGCAACCUGUACAUCGGCGAUUGGGUCGCUAACAAACGACACGGGCACGGCACCUACACGUUCGUUGGAGGUAGCAGCUACACGGGGGAUUUCGUGAGCGACCACGUUGAAGGCCAUGGUACAAUGACGUAUUCGAAUGGAAAUACGUACAAGGGAGACUUCGUGAAUGCCGAAAAGCACGGAGAAGGCGUCUAUCGCUGGAAAGACGGAAGUGUGUACCAAGGCCAGUUUGAACACGGCUUGAUACGGGGGAACGGCAAAAUCGUGUACGCCACGGGUCAUAUCUAUGAGGGCCAAUGGCAAGAUAACAAGAAACACGGGAAGGGGAAAUUUACCUAUCGCAAUGGUGAUAUUUAUGAUGGCGAAUGGCAAGCGGAUCGACGUCACGGGGUCGGAAUAUUUACUUGGAAUCCGAACACACCUCAACAAGAGAACUACGAGGGUAUGUUGGACGACGAGCGCCGCCAUGGGAGAGGCACGUAUCGGUAUGCCGAUGGAACUGUCUAUUGUGGUGAUUGGAACUACGGCAAGCGCGAUGGAAUCGGAACAUUCACGUGGCCAAACGGUGAUGCGUACAACGGUCAGUUUGUGGACGAAAUGCAGCACGGCUUUGGUAGUUUCUUCUGUGCCUCAACGGGCGACACCUACGAGGGGGAGUGGGUCAUGAACGUUCGUGAGGGUCACGGGAAGAUUCUGUAUGCUUCUGGAAAGGUGUUCGAAGGUACAUUUCACGAAGGAAGACGUCAUGGAAGUGGUGUCAUGACCUAUAGUAAUGGUAACAGCUACCAUGGAGUCUGGAAUCGCGACAUCAAGCAAGGCGGCGGAAGAUAUGUACUUCAUGUUGCCAACGGCACAGAUGCAGGCCUAGAGGGAAAACCUAAAGAAUCGCUGAAUCUCCGCGUAUUUGGCUACUAA